AUGUCUUUGACAGUCACGCUUGCAGAGUACUUAUUUAUACGCCUUCAUCAACUUGGAGUGCGCUCAAUCCACGGGGUACCGGGCGACUACAACUUGACCCUGUUGGAUCACAUUGAGCCGUCAGGACUUCAUUGGGUUGGGAGCUGCAAUGAGCUGAAUGCGGGAUAUGCUGCAGAUGGCUACGCACGGAUCAAUGGCGUAGGAGCGCUGAUAACCACGUUUGGAGUGGGAGAGCUUUCGGCUAUCAAUGCCAUCGCUGGUGCCUUCUGCGAACGAGCAGCAGUGGUACAUGUGGUCGGCACUCCGGAAAGAGCAGUCCAGGACUCUCGCCUGAAGGUUCACCACACAUUCGCGGACGGCAAUUUCGACCGCUUUGCUCAGAUGCAUGCCCAGAUCACGGUGGCGCAGGCUAGUCUCAAGAACGCCCAAUCGGCGCCAGAGCAGAUCGACGUGCUUCUGAAGCAGUGUCUUUUGCACAGCAGGCCAGUAUAUCUCCAGGUGCCGGUUGACCUGGUAGAUGCAUCUGUGGCAGCCGGCAGAUUAUGGUCGGAGUGUCUGUCAGCAGGUAUCACUUCGGCGUACAACACGACCACACCAGCCCACGACCUGGCGCUGUCGAUAGUGUUGGAGAAGAUCAAAAGUGCAAAGAGACCCACGAUUUUGGUAGAUGGGGAGAGCAGAGCACUUCGGAUCACCGAGGAUGUCCAGCAAAUCGUCCAAACCACGAAGUGGCCCACCUGGGUAACAGUAUUCGCAAAGGGUCUCGUGGACGAGACGGCAUCCAACGUCCACGGCGUCUACCGAGGCAGCUACGAUCCAAAGGCGAAGGCUUUCGUGGACAACUCAGAUCUCGUCUUAUGUUUUGGUCCGCACUUUAGCACGACCAACACGUUCGACUCUACCGGCAUUCCUCCACAGGCAGUCACCAUCAGCUACACGGACAACGAGAUUCGGAUAGGCGAGCAAACAUUUCGUGACAUCCCCAUCAGGUCGGCUGUGUCUCUCUUGCGGCAAGAGUUGAAUGCUCUGGACUUGAUGUCUUCCGGAACACAGGCGACGGCCGAGCUAGCUGGUAAAGCCCACAAAGUGUGCCUUUCAUCGCUUCCUAGCGAAAAAUGUAUCACGCAAGAUGGGUUGUGGCGACUGCUUGGGUCCUUCAUACGUCCAGGCGACAUUAUCCUAGGAGAGACCGGCACUGCAGGCUACGGAGUCCAGGAGAUGGCACUCCCGCGCCACACACGCGUAUUCGCACCGGUAACCUGGCUCUCGAUUGGAUAUAUGCUUCCGGCGGCUCAAGGCGCGGCCCUGGCGCAAAGGGAACUUAUAGCUUCUUCAGCUUAUCACGGCAUCAGCCAGGCGCGGACCGUGCUCUGCAUCGGCGAUGGAAGCUUCCAGAUGACGGUGCAGGAGCUCAGUACCAUUGUCCGUGAAAAGCUAGAUGUCAUAAUCUUUCUCCUCAACAAUGACGGCUACACGAUCGAACGAUGCAUCCACGGCUUGAACAAGCGGUACAAUGAUAUCGCCCGUUGGCGCUACCUGCAAGCACCGCGCUUCUUGGGCGCUGAUGACGACGUCUAUACGGCCAGGGUUAGCACGUGGGGAGACCUGCAGCGGGUGCUUGCGUCGAAGGAAAUGUCCAGCGGCAGCGGGUUGCGAAUGGUGGAAAUAAUGCUUGAUCGGGAGGACGUCCCGGAGGGCCCUCUACUUGAUUUGCUCCGAGAGGAGAAGAAGGCUGGCUCUGGCAAGUCGUAG
This is a messenger RNA of Fonsecaea multimorphosa CBS 102226, 1752 nucleotides long. RefSeq lists its product as uncharacterized. The record is from RefSeq and is a predicted model, not a curated record. The transcript has a single exon. Bases 1 to 1752 code for a protein of 583 amino acids. Lineage: Eukaryota; Fungi; Ascomycota; Eurotiomycetes; Chaetothyriales; Herpotrichiellaceae. Gene Ontology annotation, molecular function: carboxy-lyase activity; thiamine pyrophosphate binding; magnesium ion binding.